This is a messenger RNA of Bursaphelenchus xylophilus (pine wood nematode), 587 nucleotides long. The record is from the annotation of a GenBank genome assembly. Lineage: Eukaryota; Metazoa; Nematoda; Chromadorea; Rhabditida; Aphelenchoididae.
AUGUCGGUUGAGACGGUGUCCCCUCGAGAUCAUCGAUUCCCUUACUGCAUAGUAUGGACCCCGAUACCCAUGAUCACCUGGUUCUUCCCCUUCAUUGGCCAUAUGGGCAUUGCCGAUUCUCGAGGAAUCAUAAGAGACUUUGCUGGAAGUUAUUAUGUGAGCGAGGAUGAUAUGGGAUUUGGAUGGCCCACUUGUUACGUACAACUUGAUCCAGCAAAGGUUGAAGGAGGCGUUACUGCCUUUGAUGAUGCCGUUUACCGGGCAUCAGAUGAAUAUAAAGGUCAUUUUGUAAGUUAGUUGGAGUUUUUUAUUUAUUUUUUUUUUUCAAUUUUAGCACAACCUGUUCUGCGAUAAUUGUCAUUCCCAUACUGCAUUAGCCUUGAAUUUGAUGAAUUAUAACGGAAAGUCAAGCUACAACAUGGUCUGGCUUUGCUUCUGGGUAUUUUUCAAAGGGAAGCGAAUUGGGUAAGCUAAAAUCUUUUGUUAUGUUAUCUUUGCUGUUUAGGGUAUCAGGAUGGCUAAAACAAUUCCUUCCGACCAUUAUAUGCACCGCGUUCGUCGUCUUACUCAUCUUCGGACUUCUGUAA